Molecule: messenger RNA, 3204 nt
Organism: Oncorhynchus tshawytscha (Chinook salmon)
Lineage: Eukaryota; Metazoa; Chordata; Actinopteri; Salmoniformes; Salmonidae
Product: zinc finger protein 319
Exons: 2
Coding region: 487-2286 (599 amino acids)
Source: RefSeq, a predicted model, not a curated record
ACACAGCAAGAGGGUUACAAUUAUACACCAAAGUUAUACCAAAUUGAAGGAGAACGGUUGAACGGACUGAAAAAUAAGAACAACCUUACAUUAUGAAACAGAAGGGAGGGGAAAUGUAGCUAUAACAUUUGAAUCUACACCCCGGGGAGUGAUGCAGGCUGUGGAGAUUUCCGGUGUACAUUAUUAGUGGAUGGCGUUCCGCUCUCAUCUCGCCACCGUCCUCCGCCAGCCGAAAUAUUUAUCGGAAGGUCGACUCCUGUCCUGGCACCAGAGGAAGAUGACUGAGAGACAUACCGAAAUGGUUUCUGCCCUUUUACUAGUGGACGACCAGAGGUGUAUCACCUAUUGAUAAGAGCCGGUAGAAAACACACCUGUUGGACAUCACCAGCCCGACCAAAACCUGCCCCCAUAGCCGGGCCUUAUUGGAUACUCCUGGGCCUCCCCUUCACACAGUCAAAACUGAAUCAAUACGUGCGAAGCAGCAGGAUGACUGAGGCGUGGCAGCAGCACGCAGUGGCCCCCCCACCCACCGUGGUGCACAACCUCCCCCCGGGCUCCGACAGCGCCCUGGGCUGUGCCGUGUACGGGAUCGUCCUCCAGCCGGAUGUGGCAUCCCUCCAGCAGCAGCCCCAGCACGGCCAGCAGCAUGCCGUACCCGCCCAGCAGCCUUCCCUACAGGUAGGAGGCGAGGGAGGGCACAAGUGCGGAGCCUGCGGCCAUGACAUAUCCCACCUAGCUAAUCCACAUGAGCACCAAUGUAUGGGGACCGGGGAUCGGUCGUUCCAGUGUACCCAAUGUAUGAAGAUCUUCUGCCAGGCCACUGAUCUGUUGGAGCAUCAGUGUGUACAGGUGGAGCAGAAGCCGUUUGUGUGUGGCGUGUGUAAGAUGGGUUUCUCUUUGCUCACCUCGCUGGCACAGCACCACAACGCCCACAACAACGGCAACAACCCCAUGAAGUGUUCCAUCUGUGAGAAGACCUACCGCCCAGGUUCUGGCAACAACACCCCCACCUCCUCCGCAGCCAACCCGUCCACCGGCGAGGCCUCCAGUGGCGGGGCAGCGUGCGGAGCGUCAGCCCCUACGGCGUUUGAGGCUUCGGGACCAGACAGGCCCUACAAGUGCUCGGUGUGCCACAAGGGCUUUCGGCAUCUGUCUGAGCUGUCGCGACACGAGCGGGUGCACACGGGAGAAAAGCCUUACAAGUGUGACACCUGUGACAAGAGCUUCAGCCAGUCCUCUCACCUGGCCCACCACCAGCGCACCCACAGCUCAGAGCGGCCCUACAAGUGUGCCGUCUGUGAAAAGUGCUUCAAGCACCGCUCACACCUCGUGCGCCACAUGUACGCCCAUUCCGGCGAGCACCUGUUCAAGUGCAAUUUGUGCGAGAUGCACUUCAAGGAGUCGUCGGAGCUGCUGCACCACCAGUGCCAGCCCACAGUGACGUUGGACAGGCCGUUCCGCUGCGGCUCGUGCGGGAAGGGCUUCAAGCGGCCUUCGGAUCUGCGGCAGCACGAACGCACGCACUCCGAGGAACGCCCGUUCCAGUGCGAGGAGUGCCAGAUGAGCUUCAAGCAGCAGUACGCCCUCGUUCGUCACCGCCGCACUCACAAGAACCCGGCUGACCGGCCUUUUAAGUGUAACCUAUGUGACAAGGGUUUCCUGCAGCCCUCCCACCUGCUGUACCACCAGCACGUCCAUGGCAUGGAGAGCCUGUUCAAGUGUGCUUCCUGCCAGAAAGGCUUCAGCCAAUCCGGUGAACUGCUCCGGCACAAAUGCACCGGCUCAGGGUCGGCGUCUGGCUCCGUGACCGCGGCCACGCCGGCGGUGGAGAAGCCCUACAAGUGUGACGUGUGUGGCAAAGGCUACAAGAAGAAGUCGACGCUCCAGCGCCACCAGAACUCCAGCUGUCAGGAGAAGCCGCUGAAGUGCUCCCUGUGCAACCGACGCUUCCUGUCGCCGUCUGAGUUCGUGACGCACCGCUGCGACCCGUCACGGGAGAAGCCCCUGAAGUGCCCCGACUGCGAGAAGCGCUUCAAGUAUUCCUCGGAGCUGCAACGGCAUCGCCGCGUUCACACCGGGGAGAAGCCUUACAAGUGCUCCAGCUGCGACAAGAGCUUCAAACAGAGGGAGCACCUGGUGAAGCACCAGGCGGUGCACUCGCGGGAAGCCCAGUUUAAGUGCGUGUGGUGCGGGGAGCGUUUUGUGAACCUGGGAGCCCUCCAGGAGCACACGGUCCAGCACACUGCAGAAGGAGGCGGUUAUCCCACAGCCCCGUGUAUACAGUGAGCAGGUCUGCUGCUGUUGAGCGCCUGUACAGUGUGAACACACGCGGUGACAUGGAACGUUGCCCGCCAGGCACACAGCAACACUCUUCCUGACACCUUAUUUGUAUAUAACCACACAAUCAUUAUUUACAUUUAGUUACACACACCCGCCCCCCCCUCCCCCACUCCUUUUGCAUAAACAAUGGUAAAACUCUGCUUAAUCCUAACCAUGAAGUUAUUAUUGACACCUUCUUCCUCACACCAAGGUAAUCGUGCCCAUGUUCUGCCCUUCAUUAGUGACUUCCAACUACCCAUGACCCAGAUCAACUGAAAACAGUACAUCAACAACCCAUGAUCCAGAUCAACUGAAAACAGUACAUCAACUACCCAUGAUCCCGAUCAACUACCCAUGACCCAGAUCAACUGAAAACAGUACAUCAACAACCCAUGAUCCAGAUCAACUGAAAACAGUACAUCAACUACCCAUGAUCCCGAUCAACUACCCAUGACCCAGAUCAACUGAAAACAGUACAUCAACUACCCAUGAUCCAGAUCAACUGAAAACAGUACAUCAACAACCCAUGAUCCAGAUCAAUUGAAAACAGUACAUCAACUACCCAUGACCCUGAUCAACUGAAAACAGUACAUCAACAACCCAUGACCCAGAUCAACUGAAAACAGUACAUCAACUACCCAUGAUCCAGAUCAACUGAAAACAGUACAUCAACUACCCAUGAUCCAGAUCAACUGAAAACAGUACAUCAACUACCCAUGACCCUGAUCAACUGAAAACAGUACAUCAACUACCCAUGACCCUGAUCAACUGAAAACAGUACAUCAACUACCCAUGACCCAGAUCAACUGAAAACAGUACAUCAACUACCCAUGACCCUGAUCAACUGAAAACAGUACAUCAACUACCCAUGACCCAGAUCAACUG